Messenger RNA from Oryzias latipes (Japanese medaka), 6644 nucleotides. It is a transcript of the gene trim71, whose product is annotated as tripartite motif containing 71, E3 ubiquitin protein ligase. Lineage: Eukaryota; Metazoa; Chordata; Actinopteri; Beloniformes; Adrianichthyidae. The record is from RefSeq and is a predicted model, not a curated record. Gene Ontology annotation, molecular function: zinc ion binding; ubiquitin protein ligase activity; protein binding. Gene Ontology annotation, biological process: protein polyubiquitination; proteasome-mediated ubiquitin-dependent protein catabolic process.
UCGGGAGCGCGCGCGAGGCACACCCCCUCCAUCUGCUGCCUCGGGACGGAAGUCGGUCCAUUUUUGCUCCAGCUCGGAGCGGCUCCAGGAGCUGCUCUCACCGCGCGACCGCGACAUGUUCGCCGGGAUUUCGGUCUGCAGAGCCGCAAACGCCGCGUGAGCGCUACCGGCUGCUUCCCAGAGGCGCAGUUCGAGCACAAAACCGCCAGCGAACCGCGGCGCAUUCCUCCACGCAGCCCAGCCGGAGUGUGCAGGGACGAGGGGCGGGAGGGACGGCGGCCUCCCCACGAAGCGGACCGUUUUAGGAUCCACGCCCGGACCCAUGUUUAUUCCCGCAGACGCUUCGUGUUUUGUCGGGUUUGGUCGUCGCUGACCCGAAGGCUCCCCGCCGGCUCGCUGCUCUUAUGAAUGAUUCACGGAGUCUCAGCAGAUGACCCGACGCCUCCCGAGCGGAGCCGAAAGAGGAGCAGCAGCGCCGUGAAUGCUGAGCCCCCAGGUCAUGCUGGCUGCUGGGGGGGGACAUAGUUCGGGAUCAGCCCAGGUUCUAGUGAGACGGACCCCCGAACCAUCCCACUGAAGACUAACCUCCAAUUUGAUGACCUGUGAUUAACUGAGGAGAACUGGCAAAGUCAGUCGGGGCGUGCUCCUGGGGGGUCUGUUGGUGAAUCUACCUCAGUGCUAUGGCUUCGUUUCCAGACUCGGACCUGCAGACGUGUCCCCUCUGCAAGGAGCUGUGCGGCUCCUCUGCUCCCAUAUCCUCCAGCUCCUCUACCUCCUCAUCCUCCUCACAUACCUCAUCGUCCUCCAGCCAGACCACCAGGAGGCUGCACGUCCUGCCCUGCCUGCACGCCUUCUGCCGCCAGUGCUUGGAGGGUCAGCGCAGCCCCAGCGACCCCCUGAAGCUGCGCUGCCCCACCUGCGAUCAGAAGGUCUGCAUUUCUGAAGCCGGCGUGGACUCCCUGCCGUCCUCCAACUUCCUCUUCAGCAACCUGUUGGACGUGGUGGUCAGUUCAGAAGAUCAGAUCCAGAACAAGAACGGCCACCACCACCGUGGGGGGCUGGUGGGAGGUUCCCCGGCCUUCCACCAUUCCCACGGGGGCCUCCUCCACCACCUGGGAGAACCUCAGUGCAGCUCCUGCGAUGAGGAGAACCCAGCCACCUCCCAGUGCCUGGACUGCCAGGAGUACCUCUGUGACAACUGCGUGCGCGCACACCAGCGUGUGCGGCUGACCAAAGACCACUUCAUCGAGCGCCUGGGGGAGAGCUUUCCCUCCAGCAGGGUCAACGCCAACUCCAGCCAGCCGGUGGUGUCGGUCUCCAUCGCCCAGUCGCUGCAGAACAACUUCGCCCUGCUGUCCCUUUUCCAGGACCGGAUGAGCUUCUGCCAGCAGCACGACGGCGAGGUGUUCCUGUUCUUCUGCGAGACCUGCUCGGUGCCCAUCUGCAGGGAGUGCAGCAUGGGCCGCCACAUGGGCCACACCUUUGUUUACCUGCAGGACGCCGUCCAGGACUGCCGCGCCAUCACCAUCCAGCUGCUGGCGGAUGCUCAGCAGGGCCGACAGGCGCUACAGCUGAGUAUGGAGAAGGUCCAGGCCAUGGCGGAGCAGGUGGAGAUCAAGGCCAAGGUGGUGCAGACUGAAGUGAAGGCUCUCGUUCUGAGACACAAAAAAGCUCUGGAAGAGCGGGAGUGUGAACUUCUGUGGAAGGUGGAGAAGAUCCGUCAGGUGAAAGCCAAGUCUCUGUACCUGCAGGUGGAGAAGCUCCACCAGAGUCUGACCAAAUUAGACAGCAGCAUUUCCGCCGUCAGCCAGGUGCUGGACGAGGGCCACCACCUCGACGUGCUGCUCGCCAGGGACCGAAUGCUCACCCAGAUCCACGAGCUCAAGGCUCUCAGGAGCCUUCUGCAGCCGCAGGAGGACGACCGCUUUAUGUUCACGCCUCCAGACCAGGCCUUAUACAUCGCCAUCCAGUCCAUGGGCAUGAUCAGCAGCGGAGCCUUUGCCCCCGUCACCAAAGCCCACGGAGAAGGUCUAAAGAGCGCACUGCGCGGGAAACCCACCUCCUUCACUGUGAUGGGAUACGAUCACGACGGAGAGCCACGCCUCUCUGGCGGCGAUGCCGUGUCUGCGAUGGUCAUGUCAGCUGCUGAUGGCAGCCUGACGGCGGUGGAGGUCUCUGACCAUCAGAACGGCACCUACACCGUCAGCUACCUCCCCAAAACCGAGGGGGAGCACCUGGUGUCCGUCCUGGUGUGCAACCAGCACAUUCAUGGCAGUCCUUUCAAGGUGAUGGUGAAGUCUGGGCGGAGCUAUGGGUCUCUUGGCUCCCAAAUGUCGUCCUUUGGAUGCGAGGGCGAAGGAGACGGCCAACUGUGCCGCCCGUGGGGGGUCUGUGUUGACAAGGAGGGAUACGUGGUGGUGGCUGACCGCAGCAACAACCGCAUACAGAUAUUCAAACCUUGCGGGACGUUCCACCACAAGUUUGGCUCCCUGGGCUCCCGGCCAGGUCAGUUCGACCGCCCGGCAGGCGUUGCAUGUGACACUCAGAGACGAAUCAUCGUGGCGGAUAAGGACAAUCACCGUGUGCAGGUGUUUACCUUUGAGGGCCAGUUCCUCCUCAAGUUCGGGGAAAAGGGCACCAAAAACGGGCAGUUCAACUAUCCCUGGGACGUGGCUGUAAACUCUGAGGGGAAGAUCCUGGUCUCCGACACCAGGAACCACCGAGUGCAGCUCUUCGCCCCCGAUGGCUCUUUCCUCAACAAGUACGGCUUUGAGGGCGCCCUGUGGAAACACUUCGACUCCCCCAGAGGAGUAGCCUUCAACCAUGAAGACCACCUGGUGGUGACCGACUUCAACAACCACCGGCUGCUGGUCAUCCGGCCGGACUGCCAGUCAGCCCGCUUCCUGGGCUCCGAGGGCACCGGCAACGGGCAGUUCCUGCGGCCGCAGGGCGUCACCGUGGACCAAGAGAACCGCAUCAUCGUGGCAGAUUCCCGCAACCACCGAAUCCAAAUCUUUGAGCCCAACGGAAACUUCUUAUGCAAAUUUGGCACACAGGGGAGCGGCUACGGGCAGAUGGACCGCCCCUCCGGCGUGGCCGUGAUGCCGGACGGCGUCAUCGUGGUUGUCGACUUCGGGAACAACCGCAUCCUCAAGUUCUAGACGCUGUUUUGCAUUCUCUCCACCUGUUUUUGCAGUUUUCCUUUUUUUCCCAAUGAAGGAAACCAGGAGAGAGAAUGACUCAGCAGGAAGGAGGCCUCAUCGGAAAAAACUGAGAGCAGGCUGGCUCCAAGGAAAAAACCAAGCUGUUGAUUCUCUUCUGAUGUUCUUGACUCUCCUGUAGAGAUCUGUGGGUACAAAGUGAUAAUCAGUCGAAUAAGGAGCCAUAUUUCCCUUUCCUGGCUCUCAGCUGCUCUCAGUUCUUUCUGUAGGCCCUCCGUUUCUAUACAUCUCAGGGAAUAUUACUCUUCUUGAAACCUUGUACCCUCUGCUCCACACCUACCUCAUUUAGCUCUUUAUGAAUGUACACAGAGUCACUGAGCAGAGGUUUCAGACCGUGAAGUUUUACAAAGAAAGUCUACCUCUUUACUGCAUUAUUUAAGAGACACAAAAAGAAUGGACUCUUGGGUGGUUGUUUGCACAGGAUUCAUGGAAUUCCCGCCGUGCAUUUUUUAAAAUGAGUUAAUGUAAACCUGAAUGUUGUUGCUGAGACAAUACUCAGACGACCCGUUCUCGUUGGAAGCCAUCGCUCCGGAGAUACCACUCCUCUGUGGACGUGGAGCGAUGCCAAAACUUUUUAAGGAAUCAAAAUGAGCUCAGGUCGCCGCGGCGCCGUUCCCAGCGCUCGCCGCUUUCCUCACAUUGUCCCUCUGGCUUUAGCGACUAAUGCAGAGUAUAUUGAUUUAUUUAAUCAGAUCUAAAACCGUCUCCAGUUCCUGAAUAUGUCUCUAAAGUAAGGAAGAUGUGUGGCGGAGUAGAUGAGAGAGGACGACAUGCACCCGGGGCAUCGUCUUCUCUGAAGGAGACGACGCAUCAAAAGAAAUUCGAGUUGAUCCCUUUUGAGAUUUGAGAACUUAAGUCAUCUGGACGUUAAGAAACUUAAGUGAAUAAAUGUUGACCUUUUAGGCGAGGCGGGCUGCGUGAGGAAAUCCUCACAUUUAGACACCCGACCUGGCUGUCCAGAGGACACCUCACUUUGAAGGCCCAACGCGCCCUUAUAGGUUAGGCCCUUCGGCUCCUGGGGACCCAGGACUGAGUCCAUUAUAUAAUCCUAUUUAUUUGUGCUUAGAGUUGAAAAGACGCCUCAUGAUUAAGCUUUGGUAGACCGAUUCCUCUAAAGACGGAGGUCUACAGACCAACUACUAGAGUCAACCAAAGUUAGUUUCUGCACAACAGUCGAUUGCAGAUUUGGCAAUUAAAAAAAAAACUUUAAUAUCCUCUAUAUACUUUUUUUUUCUCUUUAAUUAUUGUUAAAAAAAGCCUAAAUUUCCUAAAAACCCAUUGAGUUAAGUUCACUGCAGCAGAGAACAGCAGGUUCCUGCUCCAAAGACAAACCCUCUCAGGUGUUGCCUCCGGCCAUAAGGCAACACCGCCGUCUCGUUUGAAGCUCAGAAGGGCCAGAACGCCCCCGUUCCCUUCGGACGUACAUCCGCGUGUUUUUUGUAUACCUCAGCUCAUAAAUACCUCAUAGCUUCUGCACAUGUAAACAAUCAAAUACCUCAACUUUCUUCAUUGAUACCUCAGUUUGUUGUCCAGACCUGGAUGUCUCCAGCAUACCUCUUCUUGUGUGGCAGUGUGGUGGAGUGCGUGUUUGAAGGACCAAAGAUGGCGGCUUUGUUUGGCGUUCCGACAGAACCAUGCUGUAUACUGCCUGCUCCGUAAAUGCCUUUUUAUAUACCAGAAACCAAAUGGGUCCGAUGACAGCAUUGUGCCAAAAGCACCGGUGAGUUCUGUGCCAAACGGUUGGCGUGGCGACCGCUGGGCUGCGAUAUCAUGGAUGCAGUUGAUGGAACGAACCUCUUAAAGGAUGCACUUAGGAGGGCUGGGACGUGCUCCUCCUCGCCUCGGUUUGAGACCCUGCGUCCGCAGCGAGGGAGCGUCCGCCCUCAGCACAAGUGUGUCUGUGCGUCUCAGGAUGACGGUUGCAGAAAAGCUCAAACGCGACAGAAACGCCAUAUGGUUUCCCAGCCAGCUGCUUCCUGCUGUGAACGCCGCGUUUGUACCGAUGAAGAUAGUUUUUCAGUAUUACCCUCAUCUUCACUCGACCUGGAUCGCUUUCAUUCUUUCGCUUUUUCACUUUUUUUUUCUUUUUUUUUUUAAAGAUUAGCAGAAUUCUAUCUUUAAGAUCUUAAGAUCUUUACUCUUAAAGAGGAAAAAUGUAUUUUAAACCUUUUGUUGGUGUUUCAUUUCGUUGCAUGCUUUAAAAGUUCUUGUGUUGUACUGACGUCUCCCAGUUAGGUGUUGGAAACUCGGAUGGGGUGUGUAGCUGGAUGUUGGGAUGGUUUUUCAAAUUAAAAAAAUGAGGCGCCCAAAGAUGCGUGUGUGCGUUAGGAUUGGGUCGGAUGACCCUUGACCUUUGCGAUUGUAAUGUCCUCUGCAGAGCACGGCCUACUCAGCUUGGCAAGUCUUUCCCUUGUUUUGAGGGGAGCGGGCGGGAACUCUGCGCUGUUUCUUCGUCUCAGUCCCGCCUUCGGUUCUGUUCCUCGGCUGGGUUCCCGCUCUGUGAUUGCAGGUGUUUGAGGAAAGAAGAGGCGCCGCAGUGUGUGGCGUGCACGGUCGUAGACCUCCUUUAAAUGAUUGUAAGCUGGAAAGGAAAAAGGUUUGAAAACGUAGAAAUAAAAAAUAAAAAAAUGAUCUCAGGUAGUUUCCGGCGGGCUCGUGCUGCUGGUGUCCCACUGAUCCUGUCCCCUAGUGAAAUAAUGUAGUGACUCCCCCCUCUCCGUAUUAGCCUGAUUCUUUUGUGUGCCCUUUACAUUAUUAUCAACAUGAAUUCUCAAUCAGAAAAAAAAGCUUUUGAUUAGUUUCCCUGAUUUCUCUUCUGGAGUUGUAGAGAAAAGUUCAAAUCCUUCACACCACUCGAGGCUCGCCGUUCCUUUUAGAAUGUAUUUUGUGAAGAAAAGGGAUGGACUGGCUCUCGUUGGCGCCGCGUGGUGCUUUUCCCUGCUGGGGGGGUUGCAGGACGGGCCCCGGUGGCAGAGGAAGGUGGGGAGGAUGGAAGGGCCGAGGCUUGAGGGGAGCUCUUCAGACCCCACCAUGGUGUCCUGCCACCCCCCCACCAGCAGGUGAUUGUGGGCGUAGCGCCUGUGCGCUGGAUCUGUUACUUUAAGCUGAAAUCCACUGAAUGUAUCCUGCUCUCAGUCCACGAGCCAGGGGGCGCCGGCGCGGCCAGCUGAGCGGGGAGGAGUGCUGCCGGGUUGGGUGUGAGGGGGUGGGGGGGUCGGUGUGACCAGUCCAAACCGCCUGACUCCCACCCCCCCUCGACACACACACUGAGCCGAGCGCACACGUCAGGUCUUUGGUCCAAAUGAGGCUAAAAUUUCUCGGCCGCUCCCUGAACUCUGUGGACUUUAAACGUUUCCUAUGCAGUUCUCUUGGUUGUUUUUGUUUUGUUUACGCUUAAAUAAAGUUGUAUUUCUUUGGCUUCAA